This is a messenger RNA of Aureobasidium pullulans EXF-150, 920 nucleotides long. RefSeq lists its product as uncharacterized. Lineage: Eukaryota; Fungi; Ascomycota; Dothideomycetes; Dothideales; Saccotheciaceae. The transcript has a single exon. The record is from RefSeq and is a predicted model, not a curated record. The coding region runs from base 94 to 729 and encodes 211 amino acids.
CUCAUACGCCAUGGCUAAGGCUCUUCUGAGCGAGGGCGAGAAGGACCGCAUCCUGGCCAUGUGGCUUAGCAACGAUGAUCAUGCCGCCAAUGUAUGUUGAAAGAUCUUCAGCACAAGCGUCACAGUCGACUAACCAUGUAUCAGGUUGACUGGGACAAGGCAACCCAAGCUUUCGGCGCUGCUAGCAUUGAGAGCAUGAGGGUUUCGUACCGCAAUCUUCUCAAGAAGAUCGAGAAGGCUGGCGGCAAGACAGGCGUGACUGCCCCUUCCACUACUGGCGACAGUUCCGCUCCUCCCAAGACCCCUAAGGGCAAAGGUGGUCGCCCUCGCAAACGCAAGGCAGAGAGCGCUGGCUCAGACGACGAUGAGAAUGAUGGCAUUCUCCAGUCUCUCCGUAAGAAAGUCGCCAAGAACGCUGCCGGUGCCGAAGAAGACGAGGACGAAGACGACGACGCCCCGAAGUCCCUUCGCAAGAAGGCUGCCAAGAACACCACUCGCGCUGAGAACGACGACGACGAUGAUGAAGCCUCUGUCAAGACUCCCAAGAAGCCCGGUCGUCCUCGCAAGACCCCCGUCAAGGCCACCAAGAAGACCGCUGUCGGCAAGGCUGGAACUGAGGAGGACAUGGCUCACAACAUCAACGUCGCUUCUGACAAAGUUGAGCCUGAUCAGGACGAUGAGAAGCUCUUCAAGACCGUCAAGCAGGAGGAGGAGGACUCGGAGGUCUAGAGAUUUCGAUGCACUCGCUCAGACUGGCGUAACUGGUUCGGCGUCCUACUGAUCCAACCCUGAAAUAUGGCAGUCUGCUGGCUACCUGACUCUGGUGUUUGCCGGGCACGAGAAACGAUACGAGACGGUGGAGGCCGACCGUAGAGACAUCAGGAAGACGCUGUAGUCUCUUGGAGAGGCUCUUUAUCCUU